Messenger RNA from Antechinus flavipes (yellow-footed antechinus), 1368 nucleotides. RefSeq names its product sulfotransferase 1 family member D1-like. Gene Ontology annotation, cellular component: cytoplasm. The record is from RefSeq and is a predicted model, not a curated record. Gene Ontology annotation, molecular function: sulfotransferase activity. Lineage: Eukaryota; Metazoa; Chordata; Mammalia; Dasyuromorphia; Dasyuridae. Gene Ontology annotation, biological process: sulfation. The transcript has 8 exons. The coding region runs from base 290 to 1174 and encodes 294 amino acids.
CAGCUGCUGAGCUUGGUAGAUUUUCUCUGCUUUUUUUCAUCUUGUUCCCCACCAAGGCAAAAUACACCUGCAACUAAGCCUUCCCAGCUUGGAAUAACAAACACAAAAGACCCUUGGUCAGGUCACUUUUUUGUAUGUCUUUGUUCUCCUUAUCUUAUUGCCUCUUCUAAGAACAUUGAAAGAAUUCUUCUAAGUUGACUGAGUCACUGGAGCUGAAUCAUUUUCCAAAUCAGGCAGAGAAAAUCUGGGUUUCUGAUUUUCUGGAGAGACAAGGAACAGUCUUUUAAAAAUGGAGAAGAGAGAAAUGUUCCGACAGGAAUUAGUGGAUGUUCAAGGAAUCCCUCUCUUCUGGACCAUCGCAGAAGCAUGGUCCCAGGUAGAAGGAUUUGAGGCCAGACCAGACGACCUUCUCAUCUCUACCUAUCCCAAAUCUGGUACCACUUGGGUCAGUGAAAUCUUGGAUCUGAUCUAUAACAAUGGAGAUGUAGAGAAAUGCAAACGAGAUGCUAUAUUCAAUCGGGUCCCUUUCAUGGAACUGAUAAUGCCUGGAUAUGUAAAUGGUAUAAAGCAGUUAGAAGAAUUGAAGUCCCCACGCCUAGUGAAAACCCAUCUGCCAGUGGAACUCCUUCCUCCCUCUCUAUGGAAGAAUGACUGUAAGAUGAUCUAUGUAGCACGGAAUGCUAAGGAUGUCGCGGUCUCUUACUAUUAUUUUCAUAAGAUGGCAAAGAUGCACCCAGAGCCUGGUACUUGGGAGGAGUUUCUGGAGAAAUUCAUGACUGGAAAGUUGAGUUUUGGUUCCUGGUAUGACCAUGUGAAGGGCUGGUGGGAGAAGAAGAAGGACUACCGUAUCCUCUACCUCUUCUAUGAAGAUAUGAAGGAGGACCCAAAACGUGAGUUAUUGAAAAUACUGAAAUUCUUGGAAAAGGAUUUGCCAGAAGAGAUUGUGAAUAAAAUCCUCCAUCACACCUCAUUCAAGAUAAUGAAAGACAACCCAACAGCCAAUUAUACAAUGAUAACAGAAAAAGAAAUGGACCACAAAGUAUCUCCUUUUAUGAGAAAGGGGAUGGCAGGUGACUGGAAGAAUCAGUUCACUGUAGCCCAGUAUGAGAGAUUCGAAAAAGAUUAUAACCAGCAAAUGGAAGGUACUACACUGAAGUUUCGAUCUGAGAUCUAAGGACUGUCUCUCUUCCCUCCAAACUUCUGAAAUGUUUUGCAAGAAGAAAAACACCUAGCGAUAACAUGUAUAGGCUUUGAGCUUCUGUAGUUGCCUGGCUUAGCAUUUUGCAUAGAUAAUGCUAAGAAAAGUCCUAAGCCUUUACAUCGGAAAGAAUGAUUGUCCAAGAUUUCUUAAUAAACUGUCUGCUCAAA